Molecule: messenger RNA, 867 nt
Organism: Oryza sativa Japonica Group (Japanese rice)
Lineage: Eukaryota; Viridiplantae; Streptophyta; Magnoliopsida; Poales; Poaceae
Product: cytochrome P450 76M5-like
Molecular function (GO): monooxygenase activity; oxidoreductase activity, acting on paired donors, with incorporation or reduction of molecular oxygen; heme binding
Source: RefSeq, a predicted model, not a curated record
GGUGGCGUGCUCAACCUCCGCCGGCUCGACCUGCAGGGAUGGCGUCGCUGGGCGGAGAAGCGCUACGACAAGGUGUUCGGCAUCUUCGACAGCGUAAUCAACAGCCGCUUGGCCGACGCCUCGACCGGAAAGCACGCCGACGCCGGCGCCGGCGACUUCCUGGACUCCCUCCUCGACCUCAUGUCCGCAGGCAAGAUCGCUCGCGACGACGUGACAAGCAUAAUGUUCGACUUGUUCGGCGCCGGGACCGACACGAUCGCCAUCACGGUGGAGUGGGCGAUGGCGGAGCUGCUCCGCAACCCGAGCGUAAUGACCAAGGCGCGCGCCGAGAUGAACCACGCCCUCGCCGGCAAGAAAACCAUCGAGGAGAACGACGUGGAGAAGCUGCCGUACCUCCAGGCCGUGCUGAGGGAGGCGAUGCGCCUGCACCCGGCGGCGCCGAUCCUCGUGCCGCACCGGGCGGAGGAGGACGGCGCGGAGAUCGGGGGCUACGCCGUGCCCAAGGGCUCGACGGUGAUCUUCAACGUGUGGGCGAUCAUGCGUGACCCGGCGGCGUGGGAGAGGCCCGAGGAGUUCAUGCCAGAGAGGUUCAUGGACAUGGCGGAGGAGGUGGAUUUCAGGGGAAAAGACUACAAGUUCAUCCCGUUUUGGGCCGGAAGGAGGCUGUGCCCGGGGUUGCUGAUGGCAGAGCGCGUCGUGCCAUUCAUUUUGGCGUCGCUGCUUCACUCGUUCGAGUGGAGGCUCCCUGGCGGUAUGACAGCCGAGUCUUUGGAUCUUAGCGAGAAGUUUACUACUGUCAAUGUUCUUGUUACUCCACUCAAGGCCAUCCCUAUACUUGCCUCUAAAAAUGAAAAUAUUAGGGAAUGA